This is a messenger RNA of Clunio marinus, 2720 nucleotides long. Lineage: Eukaryota; Metazoa; Arthropoda; Insecta; Diptera; Chironomidae. The record is from the annotation of a GenBank genome assembly.
UAUUUAAUUUCAAUUUAUUUUCAAUUGAUAAGGAAAAGUGGCUUCAGCUUCUGGUCAUUUAUAAUUGUGAAUGAGAACAAAUAAUAAUAAUUGGAGAAGUGAUUGUGUUAUUUCGAUAAGCAAAAUUAUUAAUUGCAGUAAAUUUCUAAUAAAAUUCAAUUGAGCUGCAAUUAAAAUUGUGAUCGUGACGGAGAGUUGACAUUUCAAAGUGAGACGAAUUUGAAAUCAUGGGAAGAGCGACAAAUAUUGAUCAGAUUUUGGGAAAAUGUGGAGAUUUUAAUCGAUACCAAUAUAUGUUGCUUGGAUGCUUUUGUCUUAUAAAUGUUCUUGCUUCGAUGCAUUAUUAUUCGCAGACAAUCAUCAGCUUUGUUCCCGAGCAUUGGUGUUACUCAGAGAAUUUAAAAAAUGCGUCAAUUGAUGAAAUCAGGAAUUUCUAUUCAAGGCAGGCAAAUCCUUCGUGUACGAAAAUCGACGGGAUUGUCAAUGCUAAGUAUCAAGAUUUCUCGUAUGAUACGAGAUGGGAUCAAGAUCCCAAGAGUUUUGAAAGUCGUUUAAAGCGAGACACUUCCGUCGAGAUAUUAAGUCCCUGCAAUCAAUGGAUCUACGAUUAUGAUUUCCUUUUCGGUUAUCGAAGCAUGACAAGCGAAUUGAACUGGGUGUGCCAAAAUACUUGGAAGUCCGUCAUGGGACAAUCGACAUACUUCAUCGGCUCUGUUGUCGGUACACUUGUGCUAGGUAUUCUUGCUGAUAUCAUCGGUCGACUUCCCGUGCUAAUCGCAGCACAUCUAGCUGGAAUCAUAGGGAAUGGCUUGACAAUAUUUGCUACGGAUGAAAUUAGCUUUGCGAUCUGUCGUUUCAUUUCCGGCAUCGCUACAGAUAACAAUUUCGUCAUGAUGUACAUUCUCGUCAUGGAGUACAUUGCCCCGAAAAUGCGAACUGUUGGAUUAAAUUUAUGCAUUGGAAUCUUUUACUGUCUUGGAUCUGUCAUCACACCAUGGCUUGCGGUGUGGCUUGGUAAUUGGAAGCUUUACUUAAUCGCCACAAUCUUACCAGCACUCAUUGUUCCCACGUUCUAUUUCAUCAUUCCCGAAUCUGCACAAUGGCUCAUCUCAAAGAACAAAGUUGAAAAAGCUCUCGUUUGCUAUCAAAAGAUUGCAAAGUUCAACCGAAAAACAUUGGACGAUAACUUCAUCACUGACUUCAAAACUGUUGUUGCUGAUAUCAACGUUAAAAAAGCGGCUGAAGAUAUCAAUCCUAGCAUCAUUGCCCUCUUUAAGACACCGAGAUUGAGAAGAUUAACACUAAUCCUAUUCUUUAAAUCAAUGAUUAUCACGCUAGGAUACGAUGCCAUAUCAAAGAACGUGGAGGGAUUGGGCAUGUCACCUUUUAUACUUUUCUCGUUGAGUGCAUCUGCGAUUCUCCCUGCUUGCUUAGUUCUCUUAGCAUUACAAGAUCGAAUAGGAAGAAAAGCAAUGGCAUCAUCAUCAUUAUUAGUUAGUGGUUUCUUUACCGCAGGCACCGGAAUUAUUCUCGCUUAUCAGAAAGGCUUCGCAGAUCCAAUUCUACUCGCUGUACUUAGUAUAAUUGGUCGGUUUGGCGUGACUGUUGCAUAUAAUUCUGGAGCACAAUACGCUGCUGAACUAAUACCAACGUGCGUUCGAGGUCAAGGUGUUGCCGCAGCUCAUGUUGCCGGUUAUGCUUUGACUUUCUUCAGCACUUACAUUCUUUACACGGCGACCUUUUUCAAAGCAAUGCCAUCACUUAUUCUCGGUGUUUUGAGUUUUGCGGGGGCCCUUUGUUGUCUUUUUUUACCAGAGACACUUAAUCGGAAAACUCCACUUACUUUACAAGAGGGCGAGGAAUUCGGAAAAGGUGAAAAGUUCUUUCACUUUGCGUGCUUUGAUAAGGCUGAACAAAGGAGGGACUCGGUGGCGUUUUCAUAACCUGUUCAUGAUACGCCGACACGAAUUUUACUUUUAUUCAUUAAGUAUUUGAGUGGCCAAAACAAAGUUGCUUUAAUUUUCUCUACAGAAGCUAAUUCCAUGAAAUUAAGUAGAAAAAAUGAUUUUGCUUCGUAAGCAAUUUGAGCUUUCAGUGAGCUUUUCAACAUUUUAAAAGCUUCCUUUUAUUCACAAAACUCUUGACAAUUUUAUUCUAACUUUUAACGUAAAAAUUUGAUAAUAAUAUGCAAGAUAAUAAGCAAUCUACUAAAGAGUAUUAUGAUUAUGAAAAUUCUCCAACAUUACAUUUUAAAAGAUGAAGAAGAUAACAAACAAUAAGUGAUAAAAAAAUAAAAUUAUUUUUUCUAAGAAGAGAAAUAACAAUAAAAAGCUUUUUGAUCUUUUUCAAUUUAGAUGCAAACAACGCCUCGAAGAUUUCUUUUGUUAUUAACAAACAUUCCGUCCUCUACAACGAGAUGAAUUGACGCCUUCGCCAUUUUCUUUAUAAUGACACUUAAGACUUCGCAGGAAAAUGAAUUUUCAGAAAGUCCGAUAGAUUCAAGUUCAGGGAAAAUUGUUUUCACAUCGUCGAGGUUGAUUUGAUCAGCGUAGGAGAUUCCGUUACCAUGAAGAUAAAGAUUGCGAAGACUUUCCAACGAUAACAAAUAAUCUAAAUCAAAAUAUGUCAUUUUAUUGUACGACAAAUCCAAAGUUUGUAAAUUUUGAUUUGAAGAAAAUGCGCCGUAGUCGAUGACGAUUUGAUUCGAUCGCAAAUUUAAA